GCAACAGAAUCAUCGGAUCAGGUUGCAGUUUCAAUACUCAAAAUAAUAUAAUGUGCGUUUGACACUAAAGAGAAUACUGAACGCAAACAAUCAUGAGUGUCAGCAUUGUGCAGUACUUUGGGGAACAGAAUAGCAAAUGUGGCUACUGCACGGGAACGAAUUGCAGCAGGUCUCAUGGCAUGCAUGCGUAUCGCUUAGCCUGUGAUGACUACCAAGAGCUGAUCGAUCGGGGUUGGCGGCGUUGCGGCAAUUACUGCUAUAAGCCGCAAAACAACGUAACCUGCUGCCCCUGCUACACCAUCAAGUCCGAUGCGCUGGAGUUCAAGCUGUCCAAGUCAAACAAGCGAAUAUUGAGGCGCAUGAAUAAGUUUCUGCGUGAUGGAAAACGUGAGCCGGGUGAAUCAACAACGCCACAGAAUGGCGAUGGCGAUGAUAUUGGCAACGGUGUCAAUAUAAGUGAACUUCAACCGCAGCUGCCUGAUAAGAAGCCCUCAGUGAUUGAUGUGGAGCACGUUGAGAACUUGGCACAGUCUCGUGGAGAGCAACUAAAGACGGCAAAAAACUUGGAACCGCUCGAAUCGAAGACAGGAGACGGAGAUCAUUCAGCGUCCUCGCAGGCAGCCAACAAAUGCAAACUCACGAACUCAAAUCCACCGCGCAAGAAGGCCAAACAAAUGCGCUUGGAGCGGAGGCAGGCCAAGUUAGGCAUACCCCUAGAGCAGGCACAGACUAAAACGAUGACACAGGAGAAAAGUUUACGAGAUUUUCUAUCAGCAGCGAGUGAGACUGACAAGCAUAAGCUGAAGAUCGUUUUGGUCGCUGCCUCAGAUAUACAACGCAGUUGUACCGAUGCAGUACACGCAUUGUAUCGCAAAUAUCAAAUAGUCAUACACAAUGAUAACCCCGCACGCCUAACACUAUCUAGUAUGCAGCGGUUUUUGGUUGAAUCACCCCUAAAGCAUGAAAAAAAAGAAGAUGCUCCCGAAAUGGGCUACGGAUCAUUUCAUCAGCAAUACUGGUUGGACGAUAAGCUUAUUGCUGUUGGUGUCAUCGAUAUUCUGCCCGGUUCGGUUAGUUCUGUGUACUUUUUCUACGAUCCCGACUACAGUUUCCUAUCACUGGGCACUUAUGGAUCAUUAAGAGAAAUUGAUUUGGUGCAGACGAUAGCUGAGCGAGUACCCGCAUUAAAGUAUUACUACAUGGGCUUCUAUAUACACUCGUGUCCCAAAAUGCGAUACAAGGGAAAACUAUCUGCCUCCUAUUUGCUGUGCCCAGAGACUUACGUUUGGUUGCCUUUAACUGAUGAUAUACGUAGUAAACUUGAUGCCCAAAAAUAUCAACGUCUCAAUCCGGUUGUUACUGAUAAAGAUGUGAAUGAGUUUUUAAAUCAGCAUUUAGACGAUGUACAACUUCUGCUGGAUGCUAGAACCUGUAUCACAUACCAGAGAUUUAUACGGAUGGCUGGUGCUUUUGGAGAACGUGAGUCAAUAAUUGAGUAUUGCAAGCUUGUGGGUAAAGUCUGUGCACACCGAAUGGUCUACGUGAACAUGUCAUGAACUGGCAUACUAUUGAUAAAAAGAAAAUUAAAAAUGCAAAUUAAUUCUCACAUAUUUCAAUUAAGUUUACAGCCUUAGCUAAGUAGUGCAAAAUUGUGUCAUUCAAAUAUAAUUGAUUAUUCUCUGUUGAGCCUAGCAAAUACUUAAGUUCAUGUUUUAAAACUCAGCUUUAACAAAUAAAGAAAUUAAAAUGUUCAGCCAAAUGA
This is a messenger RNA of Drosophila innubila, 1762 nucleotides long. RefSeq names its product arginyl-tRNA--protein transferase 1 (gene Ate1). NCBI's taxonomy places the organism in Eukaryota, Metazoa, Arthropoda, Insecta, Diptera, Drosophilidae. The transcript has 8 exons. The coding region runs from base 93 to 1556 and encodes 487 amino acids. The record is from RefSeq and is a predicted model, not a curated record. Gene Ontology annotation, cellular component: cytoplasm. Gene Ontology annotation, biological process: protein arginylation. Gene Ontology annotation, molecular function: arginyl-tRNA--protein transferase activity.